CGGGUAUCCAUCGAAUCGGUCACAAUUGCCAUCUCUAUGUAGGAGAAUCAAGCAGGAGUGUUUUGACAUGAAGAGCUGAGUCAUCACUGGUUCCAACUCUUAUCUGAUGGCCGGUGAUGAUCCGGUGGCGAGCUGGGAGGCUGUUCAAACGACCAAAAGAGAUCUCUCAUCUUCUCCAACUCCACUCGCUCAACAUAAAAACUUGUCUUGAUCACGACGAGUUGCUAGUCUCCCAAUUCGUAUUGUCCGCUUGUUCGAUAUCGCUUCAUUUCGCGCGAUCGGUAUUUGAAAACACUCCGAUCACUCCAUCGCUCUUCACGUGGAAUUCGUUGAUGAGAGAGUACUCGAAAAGCUCCAGUGAGAUUGAGUCCGUGAAGUUGUUUAUCCGGCUUUUGAGAACAGGAAUAAGACCUGACAAGUUUGUUUUUCCCGCCGUGCUUAAAUCUUGUGGGUGCCGCUCCAUGGUUGGAGCUGGUGGAUCAGUUCAUUCAAUGUCGAUGAAGACUGGGUUUGCUUUUGAUGUGAAUGUGAAUAAUACUCUCCUGAAAAUGUAUGCUGCAUGCGGUGUGAUUGCGUUCGCAAGGAAGGUGUUCGAUGAAAUGCUUGACAGGGACAUGGUUUCUUGGAGCUCUAUGAUUUCUAGCUAUGUUGCUUGUAACCUCCCUUCAGAUGCUAUUGGGGUGUUCAAGGGGAUGAAGCUUGCAAAUGAGAAGGAAAGUUCAAUCACUUUGGUGAGCUUGCUUGCUGCAUGUACCAGUCUCCUAAAUGCCAGACUAGGUGAGUCUAUCCAUUCGCAAAUCCUGACUAAUGGUAUUGAGUUGCAUGUUGGCCUUGGAACAGCCCUCCUUCAGAUGUAUGCAAAGUGCGCCCACAUGGAAAAAGCCUUCCACAUCUUCAAUAUAAUGAACAUCAAGAAUCUGCAGUCAUGGACAAUAAUGAUAUCUGCACUUGCAAAUAAUGGCCAUGGAGAAGAAGCCAUAUCCUUAUUUUCCAGAUUGGAAAAAUCCGGACUGAGACCCGACAGCUUGUCGUUUUCUGCCAUUUUGUCUGCUUGUGGUCACUUAGGGCUUGUGGAUAAAGGGCGUGACUUGUUCAGGAGAAUGACGAGUGUCUAUGAUAUCAAACCAAGUAUGGAACAUUAUGGAUGUAUGGUGGACUUGCUUGGACGUGCGGGUAAGAUAGAGGAAGCUUACAAGGUUAUCAUGCACAUGCCGAUGGAACCGAAUUCUGUAAUACUAAGGAGCUUUAUUAGUGCCUGCAAACAUUAUGAAUGCUUUGUUCCUCAUAUCAAUGAGAACCUUAAGGAACUGUUGCUUAGAAUAGAGCCUGAUAUUGCAGCCAACUAUGUGCUUGCUGCGAAUAUGUCUUCCAACCAGGGUAAUUGGGAUGAUGCAGAUGGACUGCAAACUUGUAUUAAAGAAAAGGGCAUGGAGAAAGUUCCUGGUUGCAGUUGGGUGCAGCGGCUGAUCUAGAUCCUUUAUUAAGCAAGUGUGGGCCAAAAAAUAAAAGAGCAUUUCUCUGUACUUAAAACUGUAUCAUUUUCGAUUGAUUUAGGACUGAGAUGAAGUCACGUUGUUCCUGAAAUUGAUACUCAGAAUCAAAUUACAAAAAAUGAAUUGAAUAGCAUUUGUCUAUCCUUCAUCAAUCAAACAUACUAUUUGUAUACUUUUGGUAUAAUUUUCCCUUUCUCCUCUUCAUCCAAUCAAGUUUCUCCUCCAUAAAACAUGUUUG
This is a messenger RNA of Cuscuta epithymum, 1731 nucleotides long. The record is from the annotation of a GenBank genome assembly. Lineage: Eukaryota; Viridiplantae; Streptophyta; Magnoliopsida; Solanales; Convolvulaceae.